AUGAACUUUAAAGAUGCAUUAAAAGUGUUUCGUGCUCACUCUGCAAAUGAUUAUCAUGUUAAAGCCGUACUAGAUGCAGAAAACUUUUUAAAUGUCUUUGAAAACAGAAAAGUUCCCAUUAUUCAACAAAUUGAUAAUGAUAGAUUAAUACAAGUAAAAGAAAACAGAAAGAGACUAAUUCCCAUAAUACAGUGUAUUAUAUUAUGUGGCCGAGAAAACAUUCCUUUAAGGGGACACAGAGACUUUGGAUCAUUUAAUAUUGAUGACGAUCAAUAUAAUGAAGGCAACUUCCGUGCUAUAUUAAAAUAUCGAGCUAAUGGAGACGAAUAUCUUAAAUCAAUACUUGAAGGUUCAGGCAAAAGAAACAAAUACACAAGUCCAGGUGUACAAAAUCAAAUUAUAGAAGCUUGCAAUAAACUUAUUUUAAAACAAAUUGUAGCCAAAGUAAAUGAAUCUAAAUGUUUCUCCAUUUUGGCGGAUGAAACAACAGACAUAUCAAAUAUAGAGCAAUUAUCACUUUGUGUUAGAUAUGUUGAUAUCAACAACAAGUUAAAUGAAGAUUUUCUUCAGUUUGUACCUAUUCAUAGUCUAACAGGAUCUGAUUUAGCGGCAUCAAUUUUACAAGGAUUAAGUGACUGUGGAAUAAAUUGUGACUAUAUGUAUGGACAAGGCUACGAUGGAGCUAGUAACAUGGCUGGUCAAUUUAAGGGAGUUCAAGCAAUUAUAAGAAAUAAAUAUCCGAAUGCAUUAUAUGUCCAUUGCUCGGCACAUUCUUUUAACCUAGCAGUUUCGUCAUCUUGCAACAUCAAACCCAUUAGAAAUUGUCUUGGUAUUGUAGAAAAACUUCAUAUUUUUUUCAAUACACCUAAAAGGCAUCACGUUCUUUUAAAUCAAAUUGAAAAAAAUGAUUCCACCCCUAAUGUUACUACUUUAAAAAGACUUUGUGCCACCAGUUUUGUCCACCAAGCAUUAAGUUUUAUAACUGCUGAAUGGAAUGAUUCGUCAGCAACUGAUGCUGGUAUGUUAUUGAAAUGUAUUCAAGAUUCUGAAUUUUUGGUUUCUCUUUAUGUUACAAAGGUAUUAUUUUCUUAUGGCUUGCCGGUAUGUAAACAAUUACAGAAAGAGAGAAUCGAUUUAAAAAAAACUGUAGAAAUUAUUGAAAAUAUGAUAGAAGCGAUAACACAUAUGAGGGAGGAUGCAGAAAAUGAAUUUAAAUUAAUUUUUGAUGAAGCACAGAGAUCAGCUGAUUUGGUUGGAAAUACAAUUACUCGUAAAAGAAUUACAACUAAGCUAACAAAUCGAGCAAACCCUCAAAAUAUGACAUCUGAUGAACAGUACUUUAGAGUGACUAUAUAUUUACCUUUCUUGGACAAUUUUAUAUCUGAAGUUAAUGAUCGUUUUUUAAACCAUAAAAAUGUUUUAAGGGGUUUUGAAUGCUUAUUUCAUUCAAAAUUUUCUGACCAAGACAGGAAUGAAAUUAAACAUUUGGUUGAUUUAUAUUCCCCCACAAUUGAUAAAAACAAUAUUAUUGCUGAACUCAAGAUGUGGAAAUUGAAAUUGGCCUCUAGUGACUUAAACCUAAUUAAAAAUGGAUUAGAAGCUUUAGACAAUUGCGAUGAAGAAGUAUAUCCAAAUAUCCAUUUUUUAUUAAAAAUAUUUGUUAGUUUGCCUGUUUCAACAGCAACUCCAGAGAGAAGUUUCUCUAGAAAACGCCUCAAGACCUAUCUGCGUAAUACAAUGAAAGAGACACGUUUAAAUGGAUUAACACUGUUGUCAAUUCAUCGAGACAUACCCUUAUCAGUUGAAGAAGUUAUAGAUGAAUUAUCAAAAAAAGCAAGAAAAUUAGAUUUUGUAUUGUAA
This is a messenger RNA of Rhopalosiphum padi (bird cherry-oat aphid), 1860 nucleotides long. Its product is annotated as 52 kDa repressor of the inhibitor of the protein kinase-like. Bases 1 to 1860 code for a protein of 619 amino acids. Gene Ontology annotation, molecular function: protein dimerization activity. The transcript is spliced from 10 exons. NCBI's taxonomy places the organism in Eukaryota, Metazoa, Arthropoda, Insecta, Hemiptera, Aphididae. The record is from RefSeq and is a predicted model, not a curated record.